CUUCUCUCCGACUGUGCUGGGCCGCGAGGAAGUCGCAAGAUGGCUGCUGUCGCUUGGAAGUGAGCUUCUCCUCCGCAACAUGGAGCCGUGAGCGUGGACGACAGCGAGGGAGGCACAAUCGGGCUUUUCGCUUUCUUUUCUUUUACUUUUUUUUCUUUUAUUCCGUCAAACAUUCAUCCCAUUCCGCGUCGGAUCCGCCCCGGACUUGUGUCGGGAGUUGACGCGUCAAAAUCACGCCGGGGACCCUGCCAGCAGCUAGCCACACGCACGCACGCGCGCGCGUGCACACACACACACACGUACACACUUGGCAAAUAGAAAACACGGACACACGACGAUAUUUAUUGCGCCUAGUAUUUCAACGCGUUCCCCAAAUGCGGAAUUUGAACUUGCUUUCGAGCUGACUGUGUGGCAAAUAUUGUCGCUGUCAGUUGAAAGAGUCGCGCUAGCCGCUCGCUUCAACAUGUCCGCGAAGUGGCCGUCCAGCCCUGCUAACUAGUGCGCAGUAUCGCAUCCAUUUCACGCGUGAUCAUUUCUUCACUUAGUGUCGAUAUCGGGCACUUUUUGGACACCACAGUGAGCGACUGCUUAUUUGGGUACCGGCGAUGAUGCGGAUGGAGUGAACAACAAAUUGCCAACUCGUUGUAGCUCCACUGGCCUUGUGGCUCUCGCCAAAAUCCACAGAGAUGGACGCAAGGCUCCGCACGCACGUCUAAAUUGGAGAAACAUCUUUUUUUGUUUCGUAGAGGGGAGUGGACGUAAGUUUUUAGCCACGAUCAGGCGGCGCUCGCGCAUGAUCGGUCGCUUGACCUAUUCGGGUGUGGGUAAAGCGCUCCACUUGUCACUCAGUCGUUGGGCAGACGGUUAGCUCGCAGUUAGCUAGCUCGUCUCGCCCCUCAUCCCGUUCCAACCACGGCGUACCGAACGUAUUCCGAGCCCGCUCCCGGACAUACGCACAGGCUCAACACCACCGUCAUGGGCGUGCAGGGAUUCCAGGAGUAUCUGGAGAAGCGCUGUCCCGGCGCCGCGGUGCCCGUAGACCUGCUCAAGCUCGUCCGGACCGCGGCCCGCCAACCCCCGCACCCCCACCCGCACCAUCACCCACACCCGCACCACCCUCACCACCCCGGGCCCAUGCCUCCCCCGCCCCCUCCCGCCAGGAUCCUGGUGGACGCCGACUCCGGCCUGCAGCGCCUCUACGGCGGCUACCAGACGGACUGGGUGUGCGGCGGUCAGUGGAAUGCCAUGCUGGGCUACCUGGCCGCACUUUCGCAGGCCUGCCUGUUCCAGGGCGGCCUGGAGCUCGUGGUGGUGUUUAACGGGACGCUGGGCAAGGAGCGCUGGCCUGAGUGGGCGCGGCGAGCUCAGGGCCAGCGACAGACAGCGCAGCUCAUCGUCAACCACGUCGGCGGCAAGGCCACCCCGCCUCCCCGCGCUUGGUUCCUGCCCCCGGCCUGCCUCAGCCACUGCGUCCGCCUCGCUAUGUUCCGCUUCCGAGUGCGGGUUGUACAGACUUUGGAGGAUCAUCACCAGGAAGUGCUGUCUCUCUACAGGGACUACGGAUUCGCCGGCUUGAUUGCGCAGGAUUCAGAGUUUGCACUGUGCAACGUGCCUGCCUAUUUCUCCUCGCACGCACUCAAACUGAGCUGGAAUGGCAAAAACCUGACCACACAUCAGUAUCUGCUGUCUGAAGCUGCCCGCCAGCUCGGGCUCAAGACUCAGCAUCUGCCCUGCUUCGCCGCUUUGCUGGGAAAUCAUAUUCUGCCUGAUGAAGACCUGGCUGCCUUCCACUGGAGUCUUCUGGGACCAGAACACCCACUAGCAUCUCUAAAGGUGCGAGCCCAUCAGUUGGUACUGCCGCCCUGCGAAGUGGUCAUCAAGGCUGUGUCAGAGUAUGUCUCCUCCAUCAAAGACCUUGGGAACCUGGACACCAUCGCCAGAGAUGUCUUCAAACAGUCAGCGUCUCGCAUGGAGGACAAGGUGGAUCGCUUCAAGAAAGCUGUGGAGUAUUUCUCAGCCGCCUCCAAACCACGAUCGCCUAACGUGGGACCUCCCACUUUCAUUUUGCCUGGGUUUGGGCCCACUCCAUUUGGGGGACCUUCCGGCCACAUGGGACCGAUGCAUCCUGGAAAAAAUCAGUUCCCCCCUCCCCAGGUGGCCGGCUUCAAACCGCCUUUUGCAAACGCUCCAUUCGGACCCGGCUCCGCCCCUUUGUUCCAGAACCCGCCACCGCCAUCUCAAGACUGCAACGAUUCGCCCACGGGCAAGAUGGGCUUUUCUGAUUGGUCGGCGCCAUAUGAUUCCUCUCAGGGUGGAGGACGUUUGCCCAAUCACCACACGGUCGCUCAGUCAGGUCCUUCUCCGUCACCUUCCUCGUCAUCGGAUGGAGACGAACCCAAUGACAACAAUGCAAACCAUUUGACAGACAAGUCGUCACGAUGGGAGGAUCCUGCCGGAAGAGAGGGCUCGGCCUCCGGAGACGGUUCCCAAGGCAACGGGAGCAGCUCAAGCAUUCCGUCACUGCUGUCUAUGGCGACUCGCAGUCACAUGGACAUAACCACACCCCCUCUGCCUCAGGUUAGUGCUGAGGUUCUUCGUGUAGCUGAACACAGACACAGAAGAGGGCUGAUGUACCCACAGAUUUACCACAUCUUGACCAAGGGAGAGAUGAAAAUGCCAGUUUGUAUCGAGGACGAGUGUAACUCUGAGCUGCCUCCUGCCUCUUUGCUAUUCCGUGCCGCCAGACAAUAUGCCUACGGUGUCCUCUUCAGUUUGGCCGAAACGCACCGCCGGCUUGAAAGACUCGCCCUCCGCAAAAGAGCUCCCUUGGAAGGUUGGGGCUGGGAUUGUCAAGUAUUUGGAGUUCCUCCAGUGAUUGUCAAAGAGUGGAGUUGCGGUAAAGCCAAGUCGGCUCUGACUCCUGAAUUGGUCCCGGCUCUAUGUUUCCGGGAGUGGACCUGCCCGAACCUACGCCGCUUGUGGUUGGGUCGCGCCAGCGAGGACCGCUCCAGGAGAACUCGAGCCUUCCUGGCUUGCCUCCGCUCCGACUGCCCAGCCCUCCUCAACCCGGCGCAAGUCCCGCAGCAUCUGCUGCUCAUGUGCUGCGUGCUCAGGUAUAUGAUGCAGUGGCCUGGAGGAAGGAUCCUCCAGAGAAAUGAGCUGGAUGCCUUUUUGGCCCAGGCCGUUUCCAACCAGCUCUACGAACCGGACCAGCUACAGGAGCUCAAGGUGGAGAAGGUGGAUGCCCGCGGCGUGCAGCUAGCUGCUCUCUUUAUGGCCGGCGUCGACACGGCACUCUUCAUCAACGAUGUGUGCGGUCAGCCGCUGCCAUGGGAGCACUGCUGUCCCUGGGGCUUCUUUGAUGGCAAACUGUUCCAGAGCAAACUGGCCCGCGCCACCCGUGACCGUGCUGCCCUGCUAGAUAUGUGCGAAGGCCAGGAGGAGCUAGUAUCUAAGGUGGAGAAGAUGCGUCAAGCCAUACUUGAGGGCAUCAAUCUGUCUCGUCCUCCUCCUCCGCCUCCACCUCUUCCGCCUCCCGCCUUCUUGCCGCCUGCCAUGGUGCCCCCUUUCUACCCCAUGCCCCCCCUUUACCCACCUCGGCCCAUGGGUGGCAUGCCUCCUCAUCACCCACAUCAUCCGCACCACCCUGCCCAGCACAGACCCAGAGCCUUCCCAGGCAUCCAGUCAAUUCCCCCUCAGGGAGGAAAGUUGGAGAUUGCCGGCAUGGUUGUUGGCCAGUGGGCCGGGAACAAACCCAUCCGUGGCAGAGGGGGGUUCAACAUGCAGGUGGUUUCAGUCGGAGCCGGGAAAGGGAGGGGUAAAGAUAUCCCAGCAAAGCUAAGGGGAGGGAAAAAAGCAACUGCCAACACAACACAGACAUCAUCGCCCCCUCCAUCCAACAGUCCCCCGAAGCCCUUAGAGGAGGCGGGUUCAGCGCCAGAGGUCACAACUCGGCAGCUGAAUGGAAACUCAGCAGCAGCCAUGGGGCAGCCCUUGGAGCUGGCCUCCCUGGCCCAGCCAAUCCAGUGUGCCUUAGCCAGCAGAGACAACCAAUCAGAGGGGGUGCAAGCGGAGACCCCUUGUUGCCUUGACGACUGCCCGUCAGACGGAGCGCUACAGAAGGAAGAGUGAUAAAGAGACGGAUGGCGUCCUCAGAGAGUGUGUUUGACUGCCUUUCCCCGUCUUUGUAGCCCCGCCCACUAACUGUCACGCCAUCACACGGAGCAGGAAGCAGCCGUGGGCAUCUGUCUCGUAUGAUCUGCUGCUCCGUGUGAUGCGUCCAAACAGUUGGCUGUCACAACAGUUAAAUCCCAUUUUUAGUUUCUCGUGGUUUUAUAUUUUUGUUUUUGUUGAGAGAUUUUCUCCAUGAGUCUGUAAGCACCCCGCCCCUCCAAAAAUAGCCUCUCCUCCCUGCACACAAACUCAAAGAAGUUCCGCCCCCAUCACCACCGCCGCCACGUAAGCGAGCCCCCUCUCCAAUAUGGCUACCUUUAUAUUAUACUUUUUUAUGUUGUUAGAAACUCUGCACACAGAGGUUGCAUUUGGCGUCACCGGUCCGAUGUGGUUCCCAAGGUUCACCACGUUCGGUAGCCACGUGUCAGUGCGGUUUGUAAUCGUCGUCUCGCGUGAGGUUUGACUUCCGCGAGACCUUCAGUGAUCGAAAGAGUCCAACUGGAUAAAGUGACUUGUGCGUCCGGCCUGCUAGAAAGCCACAAUGGCAAAAUAUUCCCAAGCUCCUUUCUCAGUGGAUCACCGGAGCACUUGUGCGACGCCAUUAAUUAGGAUGCUCUUAUACUUUGAGCUAUGUAGCAUAGCCUAGCGUUUAGCUGUGCUAAGAAAUCCCAUGAAUUUACGCACCUUAAUCCCUAAGUAUGCAAGGUUUUUCCCCGCUCCUCCAAAAAAGUGCAUUAUAUUAUAUUGCCCAACCUCCUGCCCCUUCCUCCCAAAAGCUUUGAUUGUAUUAUCCCAACAAAAGCACUUGAUGUUGUAUUUAAAUGUAAUUUUUUUUUUUUUAACAGAAGCCCCAGAUUGCGACGAAUUGACCGUGUAUGGGCUGCACGCAUCUAAGUAAAUGUUAAUGAUGACAGAGAACUACAUUUAAAGGUAGAGAUCUAUUUGAAAGACGUCAGAAUGUGUACAGAGUGGUUCCAGACAAAGAGGCACUUUUUUUCAAGAUUUCAAACCACACUGGAUGGUCCUCUGCCAGGUGACUGACAAGUCAAACACCUCGAGGCACCUACCGAGAGUUCCAGGCCAAAAAAAGAAAAAAAAGACUGCUGCUUAGCAGAUAUUGGAAAGUUCCAAGUCUACUCUGCAAAGUGGCCUAAAAUGUUCAUUAAAUAACUUUUGAAGUCCGAUUCUUCUCUCCCGGGAAUCGUCGUCACUUUCAGGAAAGUCAUGUCCAAAGCGUAUUUGAACGCGGCUAGCCGAGCAAUGUUAAAAAAAAACAACGAAAAAAAAAUCAUGGUAAGCCGGCGUAGCCUCAAAGAUCCCGCCAUCCUCGGGUGGCUGUUAAGAAACGCUGAGAGCCCCAGCGUGUCACUUUAGACCAAUAGAAUGCACUUUCCUGCCCUAAAGGUGCAAGUCCAAGGCUUCGUGGGUGGGAACACGUCAGAGUGCCUCCCCCCAAUCAACCCCUACCCGAGUUUCCCGCUCACGUUCGGAGACUACGCUAAUGAACGGUUUUGUUUGAGCACUUAACGUUUGUAUAGAAGCGGAAGUCCCCCACAGUAGGUUUCAUACGAUAACGGAAAUACAAGUUAUAUUUACAGAACUGCGUGUUUGAGAGCAGUAGACAUUGAACCGAGAGCACCCGCGAGUGCUCAUCACAGACUAAAAGGCAAGUCAACAAGAAAGCACCUUAUUUUCGUACUACGUUGAUGACUUGCGCUCUUUUGCGCGCCGCAAAAUUGACAGGGAUAGAUGCCGUUUUGAAGGAAUCAAACAUGAGUGUGUCUAAGUGUCAAUGUAGUCGCGUCAGACAUCCCCCCUGUUACCAACGCAACCAUUACAGUGAGAUGCCGAGCGGCCGGUCACGCCGCAGGGGCCGCACUCGCCUCUCGAACACCAAAUGACAGGAAAUGAUCAGCGCUGCAACGCGCACCGUACGUUUUCAUAGGUGACCACGUCAAUGGAUUUAAACACCCAAGACAUUAUGGUUAGGCUAAAGAAUAUAGCUCCACUGGCCGAAACGCUCGACUUCGAGACUUCUUGGGAGUCGCAUACUUAACUGCUUUCAACUAUUUUGACAUUAGGACAUGUAUUGCAAUAGUACAUUACGUGUUAGAGGACGGCCAUGCGCCUGAGAAUGAUCUGCUAUGUGAUGCCCUCUACCGAUUUGCUCGCCGCAAGUGCGCAUACAAUGCACACACAGACACACACACACACGUUGGACAAACAAAUAUUCAGUUGUGUUUGUUACCAGCAGCAUUCUCUCUGCUUUCGUGCUGACGUGAUAUAUUUGUGCAGUUUCAGUUGCCAGUGGAGUGCUUGUCAGUUCAUUGGAGUAACACAUGCGACUGACUCGGAAUCCCUUACACUCUCCUUUGCAUGGACACAUGAAAAAUACACGUUGGAAGUUCCGGGUAGGCACACACAACACUCACACACACACACGCGCACACAUAUGUAGAUGUUAAAUAACCCUGAGUUAUACAGUAGCUAGUAUGGAUCAAACAGCAACACAAUACAUCAUGUAUUGGCCCUCUUUAGCCCAUGUCUGUUUUUGUUCAAUGGAGAUUUAAUUUUUGAUUUUUUUUUUUUAUGCUUGCUAACUCAGUCACCCCUUCCCUCCCCUGCUUUGACACAAUGUCCCCUCCUCAACCAAUACUUUUCUUUUCUGCUCUUUAUCUUCCUCAGCACACACAAACACGCGCACACACGUUUUGGUCCCCACAAAGCAAAAAGAUUAUUUGGUCCAUGUUACAAAAUUAAAACAAAUAUUGUUGCAGACGUGUACACACAUUUAAACUAAUGACUUUUUAACGAAAUGUCUUUUGUGGAAGGAUUCUGUCAGCCUCGUAAUAUUGUCCUUCCAACUCUUAGGACACAAAUGCACUCAGGUGUGCAUCUUGACAAAAACGUUGCAAUUCAACCAAGGUUUUUAUGUCCAAAUUUAAAAUGGUUUGUCCCACAGCUAGUCAGUGAUUGCUUUGCGGGGACCACAAUGUCACCUUAGUUCACGCACGUACACACACACACACACAUGAUAUAAACUGUCCUGAAUUUCUCUGUUUUCCCCUUCCCAGACCUCCUCGCUUGUCCUGUAGCCCUAGGAUGAUUUGUAUUGGCCGCCUUUCUCUUUUCUCUCUAGGCUGCCCUGCCCCUUAAUCAACCCAACUAACAGUAAAGGUUAUAUUAACGUUAAUAAUCAGUUUCUGUAUGUAUCUAGCCAGAGUUUGAAAAAAAAAUCCGAAAAAAAAUUAAAUUCAGUUGUGCAAAUGUGUUUCUCUUACUAUUUUAAUGUUGUUACAUCGUCUAAUCCUUCUACCAUCGCUUCAGUUAGUACUGAAAAUACGCUUAGCCAACCUAGAGAUUUGAACUGUUAUAUUUGCGAUUUUCCUCACCUUUAUAUGGCAUCUUUAGACACUUUCACCGUUAAUGUACGUAAGUAAAUAUUGCCCGCUACCGAUUGAGAACCAUCGUCUGCACUGUUGAUUUUCAUAAUAUCCCUGAUGAUAAUUUUGUGGUCGAUCUAAGAUGAACUCUGCGCCCUUGCACAAAGCAGCGGAACGUCUCACCUGAGAACCAAAGUACACUUAGUGUCCCCCUGAGCCCACGUAGUCUAUCCCCACCUCCCCGGCAAGCAGCUUGCCCCAAGGUUAUAGACCAGCGAGUAUGAUGAUGUGUAUGUAUAAUGACAUUGCAGCCUGUGUGAUUUGUGACAAGACUGUGAGGUAAAUGUGGCUGUUGACCUCGGUUGUCAUGGAGACGCAAACAGGAAGGAAAAGUAUGAAUGGCCAGCGCCAGGCCGACGAGACGGUCUGCACUCGCUCGUUCCACAUUGCGGCUGUGCCAACCAUUGCGUAGCCACUUGACUAUUCUGGUCGUUGGCAUCGCUUUUUCUUUGCCCUGGAUUUAUUUCUAACAUUGUUGCCAUAUUGGAGUGAAUUUCAAAUCAAUUUGAACUCGUCAGCAGCUGGGGUGUGCCUGUCAAAAUGAGAUUGUGGAGACAGUUUUAAUUUUUAGAUAUUCUACGUAGAACAAAAAUGAUUACCAGUAAGGGAAAAGAUUAAGUGUUAGCAAAAAUCUCGGCUAUUGUUUGGCAAGGCUAAUUUGACCGACUUUCCAAAUGGUGCAGGCGCGCCCAACUCGUUAGCAUUCCAAUGUUGGAGCAGCUCAAAUCCCGGGGAAAGAAAGUGCUGCGCAGUGUUGGCGUAAAACAUUUAUGUAUUCAUGUGUUUGAAUGUGGAACCGAAUGUGCGCUCGUCUUGCUUGUACCCGUUAUGAUCUAUUUGCGAGAUUCUCGGAGCAUUUUGUCCCAAUUGGAUAAAGGUCCUUAUCUGUUUGUCUCUACACUGCCACUCCCCCCUCAGCAGCCUUCCAAACUUCAUAUUAAUCAUAAGGCCAAGCGCCCUGUCCCCCCCAAUUCUCCCCUUCCCCCUGCAGAGGUGCUCCUUUUGAUCAUUGUGAGCAUUUGCUGCCACGUUGUUCAAACAUGCCUUCAGCAUACACGUCAGUACCCAGGACCACCCGCCAAAACUACCCGUGCAGCAAAAAAGGGUUCAAAUAUAUCCAUGAUAUUAUUGUUCGAGAGAUAUUAUCAUCAUCAUCAUCAUUAUUGCUGUUAUAAUUAUGGUUGGUAUCAUUUGUCAUCAUUGUUAGCAUUAUGGAAGCACCAGACUGUUUGUGGAAAGGUGAGAGAGAGGGGAAGAAAGAGUCAGUGACAUUUUUUUUUUGUCUGGGUGUUGGUGGUCUGAUCUCACAGAUGGAGGGGAGGAGAAAUGGUUCAGAAAGAGACAACCAUGGCAGUCAUGUUUGUACUGGUUGGGAAAUGACUUACAGUGCUGAAAUAAAAUUUAUUCUUUUAGUAAAAAAAA
This is a messenger RNA of Syngnathus acus (greater pipefish), 9038 nucleotides long. RefSeq names its product family with sequence similarity 120C (gene fam120c). The record is from RefSeq and is a predicted model, not a curated record. Gene Ontology annotation, cellular component: nucleus. Lineage: Eukaryota; Metazoa; Chordata; Actinopteri; Syngnathiformes; Syngnathidae. Bases 976 to 4131 code for a protein of 1051 amino acids. The transcript has 17 exons.